Messenger RNA from Drosophila eugracilis, 6041 nucleotides. RefSeq names its product NACHT and WD repeat domain-containing protein 2. Lineage: Eukaryota; Metazoa; Arthropoda; Insecta; Diptera; Drosophilidae. Bases 56 to 5251 code for a protein of 1731 amino acids. The record is from RefSeq and is a predicted model, not a curated record. Gene Ontology annotation, molecular function: protein binding. The transcript has 12 exons.
UAAUCGCAGAGCUGCACUUGCGGCAUUUGGAGUAGUAGCUAAAGAUAAUACCAAUAUGGAUGACCGCACCAUCGACUCCAUAUUCCUGGGCUCCCUGGAGUCCCUGCCGCCGGUUAGCUCGAAAAUCGUGCGCAUCUUCACCAGCUCCACGUUUACGGACACCACCAUGGAGCGGAACACAUUGAUGGCCAAGUGCUAUCCGCGGAUCAAGGACUACUGUCGCGAGAAGCACGGCCUUGAGUUUCAAGUGGUCGACAUGCGCUGGGGUGUGCGAGAUGAGGCCACCGACGAUCACAUGACCACGGAACUUUGCAUGCGCGAAAUCAAGAAUUGUCAGCGACUAUCGAUGGGUCCCAACUUUAUCGUGUUUUUGGGUCAGAAAUAUGGUUACCGGCCCAUUCCUACGUACAUUGUGUCCUCUGAGUUGGCACUAAUUUGCGAGGAGCUAACAUCGAUGGGUGUGGACAGGGCCAUCCUCGAUUUGUGGUACAAAAAGGACAGCAAUGCUGUGCCUCCUAUCUCAGUGUUGCAGCCCAUCUCUUCUAUUUUAAUUAAUUUCAAUAACAAGCGUGUGCCCAAACUGCAGGCAGAGGAUCAGGCGGUGUGGUGGGAUACCCUCAACAAGAUGCAGAAGCUGCUGCGCAAGGCGGCUGCCUCCCUGGGAGCCAGCAACAAGAUGUCCAAGGAGGAUGUCCACAACUACUUCAUGUCGGUGACGGAACGAGAGGUGAUCAACGGAAUAUUGAACGUGAAAAAUACAAAAAACCAUUGCCUGUCCUAUGUGAGGUACAUCAACAACAUAAACCUGCAGAACCUGAAGAAGGCAUCGCUGUUCGUGGACAUCAUCAAUCGCAGCCUGGACACGGAGUCUGCAAAGUUGCUAAGUGACCUGAGAGACACUCGGUUGCCGGCCAAGAUCGAGGCCGUCAACGCACAGAAAUACACAGUGGAGUGGAUUGGACGGGAGGGCCUGGACAUUGAGACGCACGAGGAGUACCUGAAUCAUUUCAUCUCUCACUUCUAUAAGAAUGUGGUGAAGCUGGUGGAUAGGGCGAUGCGCAAAGAAGACUCCAGUGCACAGGGGCAGAUAGUAACUGAGAUCCUUCAGCAUCUGCACGCUUGCAACAAUUCGGUCAAAAUAUUCUACGGGCGCGAGGAAAGUUGCGAACGUAUCAAGCGCUACAUGCUGGGGGAUUCAGAUAAGCCACUUGUCCUUUUCGGCGACGGAGGCUGCGGCAAGACCUCACUGCUCUCCAAGAGCGUUUCCCUCGUGGCCACCGAAUGGUUCGCCCACGCACGACCGAUCAAUGUCAUCCGUUUCUUGGGCACCACGCCGGACUCCAGUGCCUUGACGGCCACCCUGAUUUCCAUCUGUCAGCAGAUCUCUUACAACUACAUGCUACCCUUCGAGAACAUCCCCGAUGAUCUUGUUCCCUUAACAGCACAUUUUAAGCAAUUACUAACUUACGCCAGCCCCGCGCAACCGCUCACCAUCUACCUCGAUUCUGUUGACCAGCUAACGGGCACUCAAGACUCGAAUAAGGUAUCCUGGAUACCAACGCGUCUGCCCCCGCACUGUAAGAUUAUCAUCUCCUGCGCAAAUGAGCCGGCGAAUCCGACAGUGUCCCACGAGUAUCAUGUCCUGUGCAAAAUGAUCGACGUGGAGGAGAACUUUAUUGAGGUGACUGCCCUGGGCGAGGAUUUGGCAAUGAAUGUGAUCAAGAUGUGGAUGAAGACGGCAUGCCGGGAUCUCAACAACUACCAGUGGCGCCUGGUGGCCAAUGCUAUCAGCAAGUGCUCCCUGCCGAUUUUCGUAAAGCUUGUCUUUGCCGAGAUUUGUCGAUGGAGGAGUUACACGCGUCCCCAGGAGACACACUUGGCCAACACGGUGAUGGACUCCAUUAUGCUGCUGUUCGAACGAGUGGAGAAACAGCACGGCCGUAUACUCGUCUUUCACGCCCUGGCCUACAUAACCGCUUCCAAGUCAGGACUAUCCGAAAGCGAGCUGGAGGAUCUUAUCUCAUUGGACGAUAAAGUCCUGGACGAUGUCUACCAAUACCAUCUGCCGCCGACGCGGCGCAUUCCGCCACUUCUCUGGACCCGUAUUCGCAACGAUCUGCCCAACUAUUUGAGUGAACGCGAGGCGGACGGUGUCAACGUAAUGAACUGGUAUCAUAGACAGUUCCGGGACACAGCGAAGGAGCGCUAUUUUAAGAACAUGAACAUGGCCAUUUACUUUCACUCCAUGAUUGCAGAUUACUACUUGGGCAUUUGGGGUGGCGGUAUACCAAAACCUUUCAAGUUUACUGAGAUUCAGCGGCAUAGGUUCGGUUUGGCAGACAAGGAGGGUUCUGCGGAUCGUAAGGUGCCCAUACAGCCGUUGGUCUUUAGCAGCAAGGAUGGACUCUCCAAACGUUACAACCUGCGCAAGUUUGGUGAGCUGCCCUUUCACUUUGUCCGGUCUCGUCGCUUUAAGGAUCUGUUUGAGCAUGUCCUCUUCAAUUAUGACUGGCUGCACGCCAAGCUCUCCAGCUGUCCGCUACAGGCUGUGCUGGCAGAUUUCGAGGAUGCCUCUAGCAACACCGACGACAAGGAGGCGAAACGAGAGCUGAUGCUGGUGUCGGAUGCCCUGCGUCUUGGUGGCGCCAUCCUGGCCAUCUACCCGAACAUGCUGGCUCCGCAGCUGGUCGGACGACUUCUUCCCGAGAUUGGUGGAAAUCCCAACAUAAAAAUGCUGUUACGGGCCUGCGAUCGCAGUGGCCCCAAGGACUGUGCCCUCAUUCCGGUUAAUCAUUGUCUGCACACGCCAGGAGGACCACUAAAAUAUUCCCUUGAGGGACACCAGUUCGCGGUAUUUGCCUUUUGCCUGACCAGCGACAUGCGCUACAUGGUCUCCAUCUCCACACACUUCAUAACCUUCGACUUGUCAACCUCUGAUCUAACGCGAGACGUGAAUCCCGGUAUCGAAGGCAUUAUGCAGCAACUGGUCCUGAGUCCGGAUAACAAGUGGGCUGCCGCCUACUCGAACAACAACCAGACGGUUCUUCUCAACAUGCUGUCCAGUGAGUUUGUGGUAAUCAACAGUCCUUUUGAGGAAUCCCACGGACCAGUCAGUGGUCUCUAUCUGCUUAAUCAAAAUUUGUUUAUCACAUGUAAGCUCCGAUGGGCUCAGUUUGAUAUGCGCGGAAAUCUGGUGGAUACCUUUGAAGUUCCUGGAGAAAAUGACGAUUGGGAGAUUUUGACUAUGGAGUUCUUCACAUCGGUGGAUUACAAUGUGGUUUUCUGGUCAGGAUCCAUUAACGACAUGCGCCUGAGGCUGGACUCCUGUCGAGGUGAUCACUACUCCAAUUCUCAGCGGCUUUUUAGCGCUAUGGUCAUGAACAAGGAAAGGACCCGGGCUUAUGGUUGUGCUAAUGAGGAGAAUUUCGAGGUCUCAGUGUUUGACUUUAUCGAAGAUGAGACUACCGGUGAGAUCUGCUGGAGCUUGGUUAAGAGCCUGCCGCGCUUUGAGAACGAUGACAAGGAGAUGCUGCUUCAGUUGCGCCUCGAUCAACAUGAUCGAAUGCUCCUGGGAACUGCAGGAAAGGGAUUUGUCAUCUGGGACUUUGGCAGCAAAGAGAAGGAUGCAGCAGAGGAGUCUCGUUUAAGAGAGGGCGCGCUCUAUCUGGCACUGCCUCAUGGGGUACGCAACAUUACGACUCGCAUCAUGCAGUCAAACUCGAUCAUGGUUAGCUCAAAACUAGACUACGCUGUUGCCGGAGUGCGUAAGAACCUGUACGUGUGGUGUCUUCAGUCCGGCCAGCUUGCCAAGGUGCUGGACGCCCACUUUGGCAGAAUUAUCCAGCUGGAACCUCUGACUAUUGGCAACUGGAAUAACCUGGUCACCUCCUCCAUUGAUCGUUCUGUAAAGGUGUGGAACAUUAACAACAUCUUUGAGAAGGUCCAUGUCAUUGACCGUCACGAAUUGCAAAUUGACGAUAUCAGUCUUUCCGAAGUGGAUAUGGCAGUAACCGUAACCCGCAGCUGUGUUGGAGUAUGGGAGACACGUUCCGGACGCCUUCUUGCCAAGCUGGCCGACAGUCCUUUGGGCGCCAUUGUCACACAUGCCGAGAUCACUCCGGAUGGUCGCUACAUUAUAUCCUCAGAGACAGGAAAGUUUUUAGUUUGGAAUCGAGUGUCUGAGCAGGUUGUUUUUAGGGAUGACCAACCUGGCAUCCAGCAGAUUACCCUCAUGGACUACGGGUACAAAGUUCUAACCGUCUCUGUGCCGAACAUCAAUCAGCGAGACAUUCUUGCAGCUGCUGCAGGUGGGUCGGAUGAAGCCAACCGGCUCACGGCCAUAACGACCAUGCGUUCAGUACCAGAGGGUGCUAUCCUGUUCCGGUUUGACUUCCCCAUAAGAAUGAUCACAGGUAUGCCCUUCCGGCAAUCUGUUAUAACGGCUGACAAUGCCUACAUCGUGGUGGUUACGGUGGACAAGUCCAACAAAGAUUGCCUGGGCGUAUACAGCGCCACCAAUGGAGCUUUUGUUUCGAAGAUUCUGCUGAAGGGCUGCUCUAUCAAAGAGGUAAUAUCGCUGGUGCCGAUGCCGCACAAGGCCAACCAAGUUGCUGUGAUAAGUAGUGAGAAGGGCAGCGUCAUGGACAUAAAGACAAAGAAGCAUGUCCGUUCCAUCGCCAAGUGGGGCGGCAGUAUCACACGGGAUGGUAAAUGCGGGUUAUAUGCCCCUACCCGCGGAGGACUGGAAAUGUUGGAACUGCGAAAGGGCACCACGGUUAAGACCUUCAUACCCAAGGUGGCCGAGGGCGUCUUCUCAGUGAUCUGCAUUUUCACCGAAAACGAUGAGUACGUGGCCUACUACCACAGCGGUCGGAAGACCAUACGCGUAUUCCGUACAGUGGACACCGAGAUGAUAGCCAACUACCGCCUGCAGGCGGAGCUUACGGCGAUUAAGAGUAGCAAGGAUGGACGCGCUAUCGUACUGGGAACAGUGGACGGUUGUAUGUCUGUGCUGGCCAUAGUUGAUCCAAAGAAGGAGGAAAUGAACGAUUAUCUCAAUGACUUGCCCUCCCGCGACGAAAAUUGGAAGGCCAAGCUAGCCAAGAUGAAGGCCCGGGUUGGCUUCAAGGCUGCGAUUCGUGUGGCCACCAUCUCGUCGCGUUACGCAAAGACCAGUAAGGGCGGGGAGGACGGCGAGGAAGAACUGCUCACAGAAAUCACAGAGGACGUUGUGGUGCCAGUGGCCGACUAGAUCGGUUAGUUGAUUUAUAAAUAUAACAUUUAUUUUCGCAUAUAGUUCAUGAGGAUGUUACAAAAAUACGCUGCGUGUCUACUGUGUGUGUUAUCCUGCGUGUACUGCGUGCUUGUGGCAUCGAAAUCAAUAUGUGUAUGUGUGUGUGUGCGGAUAAAACUGAGUAGGUCUUAAAUUAAACAAUGGUUAGGGGUAACUGCUAUUUGGUAAAAACUACUGUUAGCUAAUACGAGUAUAAAUUAGAGUUUUUAGCGCGCACUGAGCCCAACGCUUGGCUUGAAACAAUUUGAGGCGUGUUGAGUGUUGAAAACAUAACCAGACAUAAUAAUAACAAGAACCGAUCCUAGUGGGCGCGUUAUGUGAAACAAUGACCUUUGAAGUGUACACAAACCUUUAACAUGCUACUGCUUUCACUGAUAAUUUAAACAAAAUAGCGUAGGCAUAAAUUAACAAGCUGUCUAAUGGAACCUGGUCUCAGUCACAGUCGCCACUUUAAUCUCAACUUAGCCAAUCGAAUCUAAUUGAAUCGCAUACGAAACACAACUCAGUGCUAAUACAUAGACCGAUCAAUUGUUAUUAGACAAAGUACAAUACAUAGUUGGAGGAGACAUAGUAAUAGUGUGAACUGUUAAUUAUUGUUACUGUUGUUAACCUUCUUCCGACACUCACUGCUGCUCCUGUUACUACACAUUAUUAUCGUGAAUAUAUAUAUGUGCCGAUUCGUAAGCAUACAACUAUGUUAAAUAAUAAAUGAUUCAUGUAGUUUACGAGGACUGGCUCGUUCAGUGUG